This is a messenger RNA of Lolium perenne, 741 nucleotides long. RefSeq lists its product as uncharacterized. Lineage: Eukaryota; Viridiplantae; Streptophyta; Magnoliopsida; Poales; Poaceae. The record is from RefSeq and is a predicted model, not a curated record.
AUGCUCCUACCCACGACUCAACUCAUCGAGCCUAGCUCGUUUCAGGACCUCGACGACAGCAUCUCCUUCGGGUGGGUCGAAUCCGCCAAGGCGUCGCCCUCCUCGGAGCACCUCGUCGACGACGUCCGCCAUGCGUUCGGAAGCCCGGGGUCCUCGGUCAUCGACAUGUACCCCGCCGAGCUCUUCACCGUGCGGGGGACCACAGCAAUGACCAGUGACUUCGACUUUCACCUGCCGGUGGUACCCGAUGGCACCGAGUCCCCGACGCUGCUGGUCAGCGCGAGUCGGGUCCUUCGAGGCGGACACCUCCUCCCCUGCGAACCCGGCGGCGUCGCGCAAGAACACGGCGAUGGAGUGGACGUCGUACCGAGCAUGACACAGUGGUCGGACUCCUCGUCGCUGUUCGACACAGCGCAUAACAUGCUCAGGUCGUGUACCAGCGCGAUGAGCGACGCCGGCAGCAAGCUCAGCUGGAGGCAGCGGCCUCCGUGGGCCGAUCGGUCAUCGUCGUCUUCUCCGCCUCGGAAGGUGCUUCCCAGCUACCUGCGGUUCUUGGUGCCGUUGUACCGGAAGGUUAGGGCGCUGCGGCCGGCCAGGACCAGGGUCGUCGCGCCGACAGCGCCGAGCGCGACGCUGGGGUCCACGGCCAGCGCCAUUGAGUGGUGUCACGGCAAUGCAAACGCGGCCAUCGACGAUGCCAUCCUCUACUGCAAGAAAUCCAGUGCACAAGACAUACUGUGA